Hemicordylus capensis (graceful crag lizard) is the source of this 2801-nucleotide messenger RNA. RefSeq names its product CCM2 like scaffold protein (gene CCM2L). The record is from RefSeq and is a predicted model, not a curated record. Gene Ontology annotation, biological process: heart morphogenesis. The transcript is spliced from 10 exons. The coding region runs from base 46 to 1854 and encodes 602 amino acids. NCBI's taxonomy places the organism in Eukaryota, Metazoa, Chordata, Lepidosauria, Squamata, Cordylidae.
GGAAAAGCCGCUUUCCUGGGGACAGGAGCAGAGCCAGGACGGGCCAUGGAGUAUGAAGCGAAGAGAGGGAGAAAGGGGUUCGUGUCUCCCAUCAAGCGGCUGGUUUUCCCGAAGGCAGCUCGAAAGCAGGCCCUGAAGAGCAGUUUGUGCCGGCGUCCCCUGCACUCUGUCCCACUGUACCCUCCGGACUAUCUCAUCGACCCCCACAUCCUGCUGCAUGACUACGUGGAAAAGGAAGUGAAGUUUUUAGGUCACCUGACUUGGGUGAACACUUCCUUGAACCCCUCCAGCCGUGAUGAGCUGUUGCAGCUGCUGGAUACUGCAAGGCAAUUAAAGGAGCUUCCUCUGAAGACGACCCCUGAGCAGGACAGCAUCCUGAGCCUUUCUGCACGCUGCCUGCUUCUUACAUGGAGGGACAAUGAGGAGCUCAUCUUGAGGAUCCCCACCCACGAAAUUGCUGCUGCCUCCUACCUGAGGGACGAUGCCCUGCACCUCCUGGUGCUCAAAACAGGCUUAGGAGUCGACCCAGUCCGUGCAGGAGGCAGCUUGGAUCUUUAUCCAGGAAACUCUUCCCAGGAGAAGAAAUUCCCCGGAGGACCACCAGAUAAGCGGCCAGUGGAGCCCUGGCCACUGGGGGGCACCAUGGAGCGGAGGCACACCAUCUGCAGCCUGGACUGGAAGAUGGCCCGGGGUGGGCAGGACAGGAGGCCCAGUGGGGGCGGCAGCCUGGAGCGGAAGCAGGGCACAGGCAGCGGGGAGAAGAAGCCGGUGGCAGGAGGAGGAGGCGGCAGCAGCAGGCCCUUUGGCAGCUGGGAACGCAGGCAGACCUACAGCGGGAGCUGGGAGCGCCGACCCCUGGGCAAAGUCGGAGGCAGCUGGGAGUGCCGGCAAGCGAGUAAAGCGGGGGGCAGCUGGGAGCACCGGCAGGCCUACAGUGGGAGCUGGGAGAGGGGCAAGACCUGCGGCAGCUGGGAGAGGAGGCACACGGGGAACAACCCACUGGACCCCAAGGAGCCCAGCCCCGAAGCCUACUGCAACCUUGUCAUCCUGGCCGUGGCUAACAGGGACACGGCCGAGGAAUUGUGCGCCCUCAUCUGCCAGGUUUUCCAAAUAAUCUACGGGGACCAGACCAUUGAGUGUGUGGACCGGGCUGGCUACCACUACACAUCCACCCCCAAGCGGCUUUGGCUCUCCAGCCGGAGCGAGAGCUGCCGGACGGACGGGACAUACGGAUACGAUGCUGACUUCAGCUGCAGCGGAAGCUCCUUCGAUGGCUCCCACGACACUUUCGAUGCCUACUGCAGCGGCACGUCCUCCCCUUCCUUCUACCAGUCGCAUCACAGCCUGGCUACAGCCUGCAGCGGCAGUGAUCAGAGCAGCGCUGCUGCUGGCCUGGAGCAGCUGCAAGACUAUAUGAUCACGCUAAGAAACAAGCUGACCCCACAGGAGAUCCAGCAGUUUGCCCUUUUGCUCAGGGAAUACCGGAUGGGCCUGGCGGUGGAGGGAUACUGUGCUGGCCUCCUCCAGCUCUACGGGGAAAAGCGGAAGUUUCUUCUCAUGGGGAUGCGGCCCUUCAUUCCUGAUCAGGACGUUAGCUACUUCGAGAGCUUCCUGGAGAACAUCGGCAUCCGGGAGGGGGGGAUCCUGACGGACAGCUUUGGGCGCAUCAAGCGGAGCAUGAGUAACACCUCGGCCUCAGCUGUGCGCAGCUAUGACAGCUGCUCCCUACGCUCCAGCUCGGCAUCCUUCAACCGCAUGAUCACUGACAUCACCCACGAUAUCGAGGCCCUGGCGUGUGACGAGGAGGACGAGGAGGAGGGAGGUGAUGAGGAGGACGAAGAAAACGACCUCUGAGGAGUCCCCUGGACCCAGGAGGAGGAGAGCCGGCCUGCCUGUGCCCUGCAAGGAUUGCCAAGAGCUCUUUGGAGCUUCCCAUCAAGAAGGACCGUCCUGGAAGAGGAGCUGAGCCAGCCACGGUGCCGAGGGGAUUUCUGGCCCAGGAGGGGCUGGCUCCAGGGGCCGGCCAGGUUGGGCCCUGGCUCGGUGGGGCUAGCAAGGGCUGCCGGAGGCCACAUGGCAGGGCCUGCUGGGCAAAAGCAACAGUGGCAGCUCUUCCACACCCACCAUCAGCAAAGGGGGCUCAGAAGAGGAGCUGUGGUCCCAUCUCCCCCUCCCCAUCCCAGGAGGAGGAGGAGGACAAGAUGCCAAAGACGCUGACACUGAUCCCCCCACCACCACCCUCUCACCUGCCAAAGCAUCCACCCCCCACCCCUUGCAGGGCCCUCGGGAUUCUCAUGCCUGGCUCUCGUCCUGGCCCCACUGAAAAUGUGCCCAACUUUUCUCUUUGCACCCAGCGCUGAAAGAGACUAGCAUGGCAGCCUCUUUGCUCAGAGGCUCCAAAUACGCACGUUGGCGGCAGAGCCCAAUCAUCAGUGUGGCACAAGGAGCAGGCGGCGCUCAUAUUUGUCAGGGGCCUCCUCCCUGCCGCCCCCUUUGCUGCUUCUACUUGCCUGGGGCUGCCCUGUGGAGAGUCUAAUCUUGGAGCAGGGCAGAGGCUGGCUGGUCCCGCUGUGGCCUCCUGCUGUGACCCAUGCAUAGCAACUGGAGACCUGGUGGGUAACCCCAAGCAACACAUCGUCAACAACACGCAAGGCUCCCUCCCCUCUGGGCUAACUCCUGGCUCAAGCCUGGGGCUUUCCAGGGCUCCAUGGUGUGAUCGGAAUUCCUUUUUUCUGCAGAGGCCUCUCAGCCUUCUUUAAGUAAAGACGUAAGAACAGCCCUGCUGGAUCAGGCCCAAGGAG